UCUGAUCUUUCAGGAUGUUGUCGGUAAGUCCCUAGCCCAGAUCGGCUCAUAUGGUCAGCUGGAUAACAAACAACAAAAAGUCGCCCUAAUCGAUNCCAAUGCAUUGGAUACUUCUGAUUUGGGUUUUGCUAAACGUCCUGAUAAUCAACCUCGGCAUGUGCCCUCUGUUAAUGAUGUUGUCGGUAAGUCCCUAGCCCAGAUCGGCUCUUAUGGUCAACUUGAUAACAAACAGCAAAAAGUCGCCCUAAUCGAUGAUGACCUAUGCAUAAACUGUGGUAAGUGCUAUAUGACUUGCAAUGACAGUGGAUAUCAAGCCAUCACGUUUGACAAAGAGACACACCGUGCGUUUGUUACUGACGACUGUACUGGAUGUACCCUCUGUUACAGGUGA
This is a messenger RNA of Anisakis simplex (herring worm), 391 nucleotides long. NCBI's taxonomy places the organism in Eukaryota, Metazoa, Nematoda, Chromadorea, Rhabditida, Anisakidae. The record is from the annotation of a GenBank genome assembly.